This is a messenger RNA of Wasmannia auropunctata (little fire ant), 2955 nucleotides long. It is a transcript of the gene mEFG1, whose product is annotated as elongation factor G, mitochondrial. Gene Ontology annotation, cellular component: mitochondrion. Gene Ontology annotation, molecular function: GTP binding; GTPase activity; translation elongation factor activity. The transcript has 9 exons. The coding region runs from base 135 to 2387 and encodes 750 amino acids. The record is from RefSeq and is a predicted model, not a curated record. Gene Ontology annotation, biological process: mitochondrial translational elongation. NCBI's taxonomy places the organism in Eukaryota, Metazoa, Arthropoda, Insecta, Hymenoptera, Formicidae.
AUCGAGAGGGCUCAGGAGUCAGGAGUGUCAGGACUGGUCUGGUCGGCUGGGCGCCGUGGAUACCUCACGUGGAGGCGUACUCGAAAGGAUUAGAUUUGUAAAAAGUGUUUGAUAUUAAAACGACCUGAUUAAUCAUGACUAUUGUGACUCUUUUAAGCCGCAACAUCAAUUUAAGUCAGCUAUCAAAGCUGCGACCGUGUUAUAUUUACGGACAAAAUGUGCGGCUUUUGGCGUCGUACGCCAAAUUCGCCGAGCACACAUCGUUGGAGAAGAUCAGGAACAUCGGUAUAUCGGCGCACAUCGAUUCCGGAAAAACCACUUUGACCGAACGUAUCUUGUAUUACACGGGCAGAAUAUCAGAGAUGCACGAGGUAAGAGGAAAAGAUAAUGUGGGUGCAACUAUGGACAGCAUGGAAUUGGAGAGGCAAAGAGGCAUCACUAUUCAGUCCGCUGCCACGUAUACAUUAUGGAAAGAUCAUAACAUCAAUAUCAUCGAUACACCAGGACACGUGGAUUUCACGGUGGAAGUCGAAAGAGCUUUGCGCGUCUUGGACGGUGCUGUCCUUGUCCUCUGCGCCGUGGGUGGUGUCCAGUCACAGACUCUAACUGUGAAUCGGCAGAUGAAGAGGUAUAGCGUACCGUGCUUAGCGUUUAUCAAUAAGCUCGACAGAAUGGGCGCGAAUCCAAAGAGAGUUCUACAGCAGAUGAGGAGCAAACUGCAUCACAAUGCUGCAUUCGUACAGUUACCGAUUGGCCUGGAGAGUAAUACGAAGGGCAUAAUUGAUUUAGUCGCCCAAAAAGCAAUUUAUUUUGAAGGGAAUUUCGGAGAAACUGUUAGGGAGGAUGAAAUCCCGAAGGACAUGAACGCAGAGGUGAAUGAAAGGAGGCAAGAAUUAAUCGAACACUUGAGCAAUGCGGACGAUACGUUCGGCGAAUUGUAUUUAAACGAUACAAAGAUAACCGAAAAAGAUAUUAUGGAUGCCAUACGCAGGAGCUGUUUAAAAAGAAAGUUUACGCCUGUGCUGGUUGGCACUGCCUUGAAGAAUAAGGGGGUUCAGCCAUUAUUAGAUGCAGUAAUAAAUUACUUACCAAAUCCAGGAGAAGUAGAGAAUUAUGCUCUUCGAGAAAAAUCCGACAAUGAAUAUGCUAAAGUUUUAUUGGAUUCUACUCGUGAUGACAAGAAACCUUUUGUUGGAUUGGCAUUCAAGUUGGAGGCUGGCAGAUUCGGUCAAUUAACAUAUUUCCGUUGUUACCAAGGAAUGUUAAAAAAAGGAGACAAUUUAUUUAACACAAGAACACGAAAAAAGGUACGAGCACAAAAAUUAGUUCGACUUCAUGCAAAUCAAAUGGAAGAUGUCACGGAAGUUUAUUCAGGAGAUAUUUUUGCUAUAUUCGGCAUCGACUGUGCGUCUGGUGAUACUUUUGUCAACGAUUCUAAACUGGAUUUAUCAAUGGAAUCGAUUUACGUUCCCGAUCCCGUGGUAUCUAUGUCUAUACGAACAAAGAAUUCAAAAGAUCGAGAUAAUUUUGCUAAAGGUAUUGGCCGAUUUACCAAGGAAGACCCAACCUUGCGUUUCACCUAUGAUGUAGAUAACAAGGAAAGCAUAAUUUCCGGUAUGGGCGAAUUGCAUUUGGAAAUUUAUGCGCAAAGAUUAGAACGCGAAUACAACUGCCCGAUUAUUCUUGGAAAGCCAAAAGUUUCCUUCCGCGAGACUUUGGUUGAGCCUUGCGAGUUUGACUAUCUUCAUAAAAAGCAGUCUGGUGGUGCUGGCCAAUACGCUUGCGUGAUUGGAGUUAUGGAGCCGUUGCCACCUGAGAGAAAUACAAGCAUCGAGUUUUCGGAUGAAACUAUAGGAACCAAUGUCCCGAAACAAUACAUUCCGGGUGUAGAGAAAGGCUUCAGAGCAAUGUGUGACAAAGGUUUGCUCAGCGGUCACAAAAUCGCUGGCGUUAAGUUCAGAAUACUCGACGGUAUGCACCAUUGCGUCGAUUCCUCGGAAUUUGCCUUCUUCCAAGCCGCGCAAGGUGCUGUUAAGAAUGUUUUCGAAGCCGGUAGCUGGCGAAUCUUGGAGCCGAUUAUGCUGGUCGAGAUAGUGGGCCCGCAGGAAUUUCAGGGUGUGGUAUUGGGACAAGUCAACAGGAGAAAAGGAAUCAUAAGCUCAACGGAAGUGGUAGACGAAUGGUUCACAAUCGUUGCGGAAGUGCCACUUAACGAGAUGUUCGGUUACUCCGGUGAAUUGAGAUCGACCACGCAAGGUAAAGGAGAGUUUACCAUGGAGUAUGCAAGGUACAGCCCUUGCUUAUCGGAUGUGCAGGAUCAAAUUAUUAGACAAUAUCAAGAAUCACAGGGAAUAGUAAUCGAAAAAUCUCAGAAGUCGAAAAAUUAAUAGAAUAUCAAAUAAAUUUUUUUUUUUAUAGUAAAAUUGCGCAAUAUUAUCAUGAAUGUUGCAAGUGCAUUAUGACAAUAUAUACGCAUUGUUUAUACCUAUAAUUUAAUCUACUCGACGUAAAUUGAUAAGUAAUUACAAGUAAUAAUAAUUAAUUAUUAACAGUGAAUAAUACGCAAAAUUCGUAUACUGAACAAACGUGUACAAACGUAUCGAAUGAGUUGUAAAUAUUAGUUUAUCGGAAAAUGUGUGAUACGAAUUAUAAGAUAAAUAUGUAGAAAGUAAUUUCCGAGGGGUAAACCGCUGAGGGCAUCGCAGUGUAGAUUCGAGGCAUUGCUAGGCAUUACUGGGCACUAUUACGUUUUAUUUUUAAACAAUUGACAAUUGUUUUAUGUCAAACACACAUUUACAACACGUAAUAAAGUGUGAAUAUUAAAUAAAUUACGCUAAAUAAUAAGAUUGCUCUCUCACGAUGUUAUUCUCGGGCAUUACUAGGCAUUAGUGUACACAAUUUUGGUUAGCGGUUUAUCUCUCGGUAAUUUCUAUCUGCAUGCGUAUGAUGGAAAAA